AUUUCCGGAGUGGGGGGAGGAAGGGAUAGUUCUUUCACCUGGGCUUGUCGCCUAGAAAAGACUAGAAAGAGCUCCUCUUUUCUCCCGCCUCCCCGUCCGCGCGUCAGUGGCCUGCGCAGAGCCCUCGGAACGAAUCCCGGCGCGCGCCGCCGCGUCCGCCCCUUCUGGCGCGGAGGGGCGGGGCAGGGGAACGGAGGCCAGCGCGCUUGCGCACUGCCCGGGUUUUCACGUGUCCCCAGGGCCAGACUGCGGAUCUGUCCUGGCGGUGGUGGCGGCGAGAGGGCAAAAUACGAACUGCGGUGGCGGCGGGAGUCAUGGCAGGACAAGCAUUUAGAAAGUUUCUUCCACUCUUUGAUCGAGUAUUGGUUGAAAGGAGUGCAGCUGAAACUGUAACCAAAGGAGGCAUUAUGCUUCCAGAAAAAGCGCAAGGAAAAGUGUUGCAAGCAACAGUAGUAGCUGUUGGAUCGGGCUCUAAAGGAAAGGAUUUCUAUAAUUGGCCUGAUGAAUCCUUCGAUGAAAUGGACAGUACACUAGCUGUACAGCAGUAUAUUCAACAGAACAUAAGAGCAGAUUGCUCCAAUAUUGACAAAAUUCUUGAACCUCCUGAAGGCCAAGAUGAAGGUGUAUGGAAGUAUGAACAUUUAAGGCAGUUCUGCCUUGAGCUAAAUGGACUUGCUGUCAAACUUCAGAGUGAAUGCCAUCCAGAUACUUGUACUCAAAUGACAGCAACUGAACAAUGGAUUUUUCUUUGUGCAGCUCAUAAAACGCCAAAAGAGUGUCCUGCUAUAGACUAUACUAGACAUACACUUGAUGGUGCUGCAUGUCUUCUGAAUAGCAAUAAAUAUUUUCCCAGCAGGGUUAGUAUAAAGGAAUCAUCUGUAGCAAAACUAGGAUCAGUGUGCCGUAGGAUUUACAGAAUAUUUUCACAUGCUUAUUUUCAUCACCGGCAGAUAUUUGAUGAAUAUGAAAAUGAAACAUUUUUGUGUCAUCGGUUUACUAAAUUUGUGAUGAAAUAUAAUUUGAUGUCCAAGGAUAACCUGAUUGUACCAAUUUUAGAAGAGGAAGUUCAGAAUUCAGUUUCUGGGGAAAGUGAAGCAUGAAGGGAAUCAUAGAAAAAUGUAACUAUCACAUAAUUAACAUUAAUUAUGUACUGUAUAUAUAUCAUUUUAGACACAUCAAUCAUGUAUCCAUAUUAUAGCUUCUUUGUUUAGUAUAGGUUUUUGUAUGCUGUCUGUUGCCUUUUAAAAUGGGAAAUUCUUUUUAAGUUAUUCAUGAGCUGUGUAUUCACCGGUGUGGCACUCAAGGUUUUUAAAUAAGAUUAGUAUUGUCUGUUUAUAAUGCCUGUUAAUAAAAGAAUUUACAGUUUGGUAAAUUGCUGCUAAACAAUCAUUGGAUCACAGUCCUCAUCAAAUAAACCCAUCUAUGAAAGGAUGAGUAAGCUUGAGUUUUCGCACAAGCCAUUUGCUAAAGAGAUAGUAAUAUUUUCCUUUAGUUUUAUCCCUGAGUAUAGAUAUUCUAGAAAAUUCUGUAGUACAUAGUUUCAUCUUAAUUUUUCCAAAAUAAAAUAAAAGUGUUUUAAGAUUCGGUUUAUAGUUUUUGAUAUACAUAAAUGAUUAUGUGUAUAUCCAAGUGUAAAUGCAAAUGAAGCAUAAGUAACACUUAAAUAAUCUUAGUGUGUUACAUAAAGUAUAUUCUAGGCCAGCAUACUUGGAAAGGAUUUACCUUUCUGCAACAGUGGACUGUUGCAUACAACAUGAUGAUGAUAAUGGUAAGGCAUGUAAAUGAUGUUCCUACUGGAAGCCUGCCCUGUCCCCUCUUUCUCAUUUCCCUUAACCCUCUCCCCAGCCUACAUUAGCUGGGAAGCUUUUCACCAGACUAUGAUUUAGUGGUGGCUUAUUCCUAUUUAUAUUUGUGUAAAUGGCUUACAGAUUAUACCUCAUAUUAGCAAUUACACUACAGGAAAAAUGUAUUGGCAAAGGUUCUUGCUUAUCUUUUUUUUGCAAAAUUGUUCUAACUACUUAGAAAACAGUUCUUAGAAUAGUUUGACUUGCCAAUCUUUUUAUCUAACCAUCUAGGCAACAUUAAAGUUGAAGAAAUAUUGUAGUAUUUAUUUUAUACCCCUCUGCCCACAAAGUUUAUGUUUGAAUUAUAUGCACAUGAGAUUAUUUGCAAUAAUUCAAAGAGUGUUGAUGCAUGAUCAUACAUCUUUUUGACUUUGUCAUAAUUCAAUGUCUUAAGAAGGAUUCAAGUGCAAAUUUAACAAUCUUAUAAUCUAUUGAAUGCAGUUUUUAAUAAAACACUGGAGGUCUUAUUGCCAAACUGGAUGUAAUGAGACACUAAAGGUGAAAAAAUUAUACAUGUAGUGAAGAAAAUAUUUAAAUCAAUAUCUUGAACAGAUGUAACAAACAUGAGGAACUUCUUUUUCAUUUUAAAAGGGUUAUUUUGAAAUGAAGAUGAUAAUGUAUUCAUCUUGAUUGUUUUUUCAAAUUUGAGGGAAUUGUUUAUACCAUAUUAUGAGACAAGUAUGUAUAGCAAAAAUGUGGGAAAUAGUAGCAUACUGAAAGUGUGUGUGUGUGUGUGUGUGUACAUAUACAUAUAGUUUAUGCCUUUCCAAGCCUGCUAGUCUUUUUGGCAGUGCUUUUGAACAGUGCUGUCCCACCAGCCACAGUCAUUAAUGUACCCCAAUAUACAACUAUCUUUUAAGAAGUUUUAUGUUCACAGUGAAGGGAAUGUUGACUUUGAAAUUAUGCAUUUAUAUUAAGGUUGGUAUAAACCAAUGGGAAUAGUAAUUUUAAAACAAAUUUGCUAAAUAUUGAGAGACUAAACUACUAAGUCAAUAAUUUAUAUAUAGCAAUGUAGCUAUUCUCUCUAGAUGAUGUCUCAUAAUGGAUUCCUGUUGCUCGACUAUUUUUUUUUUUUUUUUUGGUUGCUUGACUAUUUUCUUAGUGAACAUUUGGACUAAGGUAAUGAUUGGGAUUGGUGAUCUGGCUACAUGUUUUGAAACACAUUUUGAGUAAUGUGGCUUAGUGUUAAUGGAGAAAUAAAAUACAUUUUUUUUCUUA
This is a messenger RNA of Cynocephalus volans (Philippine flying lemur), 3062 nucleotides long. Its product is annotated as MOB-like protein phocein. Lineage: Eukaryota; Metazoa; Chordata; Mammalia; Dermoptera; Cynocephalidae. The transcript has 9 exons. The record is from RefSeq and is a predicted model, not a curated record. Gene Ontology annotation, molecular function: protein-folding chaperone binding; ATP binding; metal ion binding. Bases 315 to 1100 code for a protein of 261 amino acids. Gene Ontology annotation, cellular component: cytoplasm; mitochondrial matrix.